AUGCCGCGCGGCUUCCUCGUCAAGCGCAGCCGGCGCCCCGGCGGCUCCUACCGGGCGCGCCCGCGGGAGCGGGAUCCGGAGCGGGACCAGCCGCCCGCCCCGCCGCCGCCGCCCCCGCCGCCCGCCGCCGGGGACAGCCCCGCCGGUAGGCAGGGGGCGGAGGAGGAGGAGGAGGAGGGCGAGGAGGAGGAGGGCGCCGCCGCCGCCGCUUGCCCCGCGACGUGGCCCCCCGGCGGCGGCCGCGGCGGCCCCGGGCUCGCCCCGCCGGAGGGGCCGGCCGCCUGGGGGGCAGCGGGGCCUUGCAGCGCGGCGGGGCCGCGGGCGGCUCUCUUCGAGCGCUGCCUCAGCUCCCCCGCCUCCGCCGAGUCCUUCCCCCUGGCCGCCUCCUUCCCGCCCGCCGAGAAGCUGCUGCUGCAGCCCCGCACGCCGCUGCCCGCCCCGCCGUCGCUGCCCGCGCUGAAGCGGCCGCCGCGGGCCAAGGCGCCGGGCAAGAAGGGCAAGGCCACGCGGAAGCUGAGCUUCGCCGACGAGGUGACCACCUCGCCCGUGCUGGGGCUGCGCAUCAAGGAGGAGGGGCCCGAGGGCCGGCCGGGGCCGGGGCCGGCGCCGCCGGCGGGGCGCACGCCGCUGGGCGAGUUCAUCUGCCAGCUGUGCAAGGAGCAGUACGCGGACCCGCUGGCGCUGGCCCAGCACCGCUGCUCCCGCAUCGUGCGCGUCGAGUACCGCUGCCCCGAGUGCCACAAGAUCUUCAGCUGCCCCGCCAACCUGGCCUCGCACCGCCGCUGGCACAAGCCGCGGCCCGGCCCCAGCGCCGACGGCCCCGCCGCCCCGCCGGGCAAGGAGAACAGCCCCGAGCGGCGGCCCCGCGGCCCCGCCGCGCCCCCGGCCCAGCCGCCCCGUCAGCACCGCGGCGGCGCGGAGAGCGCCGGCGGCGCCCCGGCCCCCCCCGGCCCCGCUCCCGGCGGCCCCGGCGGGGAGGCCUUCGCCUGCCCCUGCUGCCAGAAGCGGUUCCGGCGGCAGGCCUACCUCCGCAAGCACCUGGGCACCCACGGGGCGGCGCGGCCCGCCGCCUACGGCCCGCCGGAGCGGGGGCAGCUCGCCUUCGCCUGCCACCUCUGCGGCGCCCGCUUCCCCUCGGCGGACAUCAGGGACAAGCACCGGCUGUGGCACGCCGUGCGGGAGGAGCUGCUGCUGCCGCCGCCGCCGCCGGCCGGGCCCCCCGAGGGCGGCGCGGCGGGCGGCGAGCGGCAGGGCUUCCCCUGCAAGCACUGCCCCGCCACCUUCUUCAGCGCGCCCGGGCUGGCGCGGCACGCCAGCAAGUGCCACCCGCCGGAGAGCAGGCAGGUCCUGCUGCUCCAGGUGCCCGUCCGGCCGGGCUGCUAGGCCGGCGGCCGCCCCCGCGAUGGGAUCGCUCCGGGAGCCCGGGCGAGCCGAGCGAGUCCCGUCCGUGCUGUAAUUCCUAUGGAAAGUCGCCGUACUCGCAGCUACCACGGCGGAGGAGCCGCCCGCGGACCC
Molecule: messenger RNA, 1515 nt
Organism: Falco peregrinus (peregrine falcon)
Lineage: Eukaryota; Metazoa; Chordata; Aves; Falconiformes; Falconidae
Gene: INSM2
Product: INSM transcriptional repressor 2
Exons: 1
Coding region: 1-1383 (460 amino acids)
Biological process (GO): regulation of cell cycle process; neuron differentiation; negative regulation of transcription by RNA polymerase II
Cellular component (GO): nucleus; transcription repressor complex
Molecular function (GO): DNA-binding transcription repressor activity, RNA polymerase II-specific; RNA polymerase II cis-regulatory region sequence-specific DNA binding
Source: RefSeq, a predicted model, not a curated record